GAGACUGGCACUCGCAAGGAGACUGGCGCUGGCAAGGAGAUUGGCGCUGAGAUUGGCACUGCUGGCAAGGAGGCUGGCACUCGCAGGGAGACCGGCACUGGCAAGGAGACUGGCAAAGAGACUGAGAGUGGCAAUGAGGAGACUGGCAAGAAAACUGAGAAAACGGGGAUAGACUUGCUUAUCCAGAAUUCGCGCAAGAUGCUGAACAAAUAUUCUUCUGUGAAUUCCACGGUGUCGUCUCUCGUGGCAUCAGCAGAGAAAGACCCCAAAUUGAACUGGAUGAAUACGGACGCUGACGGGAAAGCCUUGCUGGCUACGGGGAAUGAUAUGCGCCGGCAG
Messenger RNA from Prorocentrum cordatum, 339 nucleotides. The record is from the annotation of a GenBank genome assembly. NCBI's taxonomy places the organism in Eukaryota, Dinophyceae, Prorocentrales, Prorocentraceae.